UUGAUUCAACUUUAAUCGCUAGAAUUUUUGUUCUUUUUAUUUCUCAUCAUACGAAUCGUCAUUCUUCAUACAAUACAUAUGACAUAUAUACACAUACAUGUGUACAUGUAAUUAUCACAAGUAUGUAACAAAUAAACAUUAGGCAUAUAUGUAGCUUAGCAAUGGAAGGAUUUUGGAGGUUAUAAUUUCUGUUGCUGCCAUUUGGGUGAUUGUAAAGAAGAAAGCCCAAAUAAUUUUGCUUCUCAGAUAGUAAUUUCUUUAAAAUUAUGAUCAAUUUUUUUUUUCUUUGACUCCUCAUACAGUAAUUUCUUUGCAUGAAAUGAAGCAAAAAGACUAUGUAAGUGAGUUCACAUCUGCAAGAGUGAGUUCACACUUUGGUGGUAAUAUAAAUUUCAUGUUUGCAUUAUGAGGAUUAGAAAUAUUAUUUUAAUAGAGCAUAAUUUAUUUCUCUGACGCGAAUUUAAAUGAAUAGCCACAAAUAUUGGAAUUCAAGAUUAUGAACUUAAACGGAAAAUAGAUCAUGAUGAUGCAAAUAAUUAGGAAGGAAUCUACAUAGGGUCAUUGAGGUGGCAAACUGGAGCAAUAUGAUUCAGCUGGAAGAAGGGAAGACACGUAUAAGGUUGUCAAUGAGUCUAGUUUUCCUCAUUUGUUAAUUAAUAGACAUAACUAAUUUCUGCCACCCUCUACCAGCAUUAAAAUACGCUAGAAGCCAAAUUAAGGUUUUAAUAUAAUGCCACAAUACCGUUAGAUUUUCCUUUUUGUCUUUUUACGCUAAUUUUUUUUUAUCUAAUUCUGUUUUUUUAAAAAUAUUUUAAGUAUAAGAGAUUUUUUUAAUUUUUUUUUGUAAUUGUAAUAACAUUUAGUAAAAAUUUAAAAAAGUUCAACGGUUAAGUUUACGUUAAAAUUGGGUUGAUAGCACUUCUGGUCUCUUAGUUGAUAAAUUCCAAUGUUGGUGCAUGUAAUAUUUAAUUAAGCACAUUUGAUCUUUAAUUGAUUGAAUCACACUUUUGAUCCCUUUGCUUGUGAAUAAUUAAUAUUCACAAAUUUGCCAUGAUUACCAAUUGUUUCACCACUUAAUUAUCAUGUUUCAUGUUAAAUUUGUACUAUUACUUCAUACUUGACUGUAUUAUAGUUCUAAAGAAAGUCCAAAUAUAACAUAUUUUCAUAUGGUACAGGGACUAAAAACUCAAUCAAUCAAAGAUUAAAUAUGUUUUGUAAGAAAUUACAAGGACUAAAAUAAAAAUUUGUUAAUAGUUAAGGGACCAAAAUUCUGAAUCGGCUGAUUUUUUCUGGGGAGGAAGUAAAUUUUCUUGUUUGCAUGUCCUUUUUUUUAACUUUACAUAAAUGUUACACGAAACUAAAUUAAACAUAUAUCUUACUCGGGAAAGAAAAAAAAUUAAAUGUAUCUGGCGCUCUAUAUUCUAGACUCUUUUAACCAAAAAAAAAAAAAAAAAAGAAGAAGAAGAUUGUAGACUCUUAUCAAUAUUUCUCCAUGCACAAAUACUUUACUAGGGUCUGAAAGGGAAACAAAAAAAAGUGACAAAUUAGCAAUUUUCAAGGAAGUUAAUCUUUCCGCUAAUUUAGUGAAGUGACCGAAAUCCAAAUCAGCACUGGAUUAGGAUUAAAUCCCGUAAUAAAUUUGAUUAUAUCACUAGGAUUUCAUUAUUCCCAUCUAUAUAUAUAAGCGAAAAGAGACUCUUUAUCAUAUGACUCUGUGUUCUUGAAUAUGUACAAAUUUUGCAGAGAUUGAAGAGAAAGAUUUAAUCAUUUUGUGAUUUGAUCAAGUGGGGUUGUUUUAUUAUGGCUUCACAUGAAACUGUGGAGUGUCCAUCACUAAUGAAAGCAGCCUCUAAUGGAGUAUUUCAAGGGGAUAAUCCAUUGGACUAUGCACUUCCUUUGGCCAUUGUUCAGAUAUGUUUAGUUCUUGUGCUUACUCGUCUUCUUGCUUAUCUUCUCAGACCAUUGAGACAACCUAGAGUCAUUGCUGAGAUUGUUGGAGGGGUUCUACUAGGUCCAUCUGCUUUAGGCCGCAACGAAAAGUAUCUGCAAGCUAUAUUUCCACCGAAGAGCCUUACAGUACUCGAUACCUUAGCCAAUUUCGGACUCCUCUUCUUUCUCUUCCUCGUUGGACUUGAGCUAGAUCCAAAAUCCCUUCGUCGGACUGGAAAGAAAGCUCUAAGCAUUGCCCUUGCAGGAAUCAGUUUCCCAUUGGCAUUAGGAAUUGGAACAUCCUUUGUUCUACGGGCAACUAUAAAUCAAGGAGUUAAUCAAGGCCCUUUUCUGAUCUUCAUGGGAGUAGCCCUUUCUAUCACUGCCUUCCCCGUUUUGGCUCGUAUCCUUGCUGAACUCAAGCUUUUAACAACAGAUGUCGGUCAAAUGGCCAUGUCUGCUGCAGCAGUCAAUGACGUGGCUGCGUGGAUUCUACUUGCUCUAGCUGUUGCCCUCUCUGGAGCUGGUAAAUCUCCCGUUAUUUCGUUGUGGGUCCUUUUGAGUGGGACCGGUUUCGUGCUCCUCUGCAUAUUCAUUGCUCCUCGUAUAUUCAAAUGGAUGGCUAGACGUUGUUCCGAGGGUGAGCCUGUAGACGAAAAAUACGUCUGUGCUACGCUGGCAGCUGUUUUGGCUGCAGGAUUUGUUACCGACAUGAUUGGUAUUCACGCCCUGUUUGGAGCUUUUGUGCUCGGAGUUCUUGUCCCGAAGGAAGGGCCAUUCGCGGGUGCUCUAGUGGAAAAAGUCGAGGAUCUCGUGUCUGGUCUAUUUCUUCCUCUCUACUUUGUGUCCAGUGGAUUGAAAACGAAUGUAGCUACUAUUCAAGGGGCUCAAUCAUGGGGUCUUCUUGUUCUUGUCAUAUUUACGGCGUGUUUUGGGAAGAUUGUUGGCACUAUUGUGGUGUCACUACUGUGCAAAAUGCCGUUCCAAGAGGCUGUAACUCUCGGUUUUUUGAUGAAUACUAAAGGGUUGGUGGAGCUCAUUGUUCUCAACAUAGGCAAAGAUAGAGGAGUGCUUAACGAUCAGACAUUUGCCAUUAUGGUGUUGAUGGCUCUCUUCACGACGUUCAUCACGACACCUAUAGUGAUAUCAGUAUAUAAGCCGGCUAAACUGGCUGUGACAGCAUACAAACACAGAACUAUUGAGAGGAAAAACACAAGUAAACAGCUCCGAAUCUUGACAUGCUUCCACAGCACAAGGAACAUUCCUGCAAUGCUGAAUCUCAUUGAGGUUUCUCGGGGUACUGAGAAGAGGGAAGGGCUUCGUGUCUACGCAAUGCAUCUCAUGGAGCUUUCGGAAAGGUCUUCUGCAAUCCUUAUGGUCCACAAGGCGAAAAAGAACGGACUGCCCUUUUGGAACACCGAACAGGUGCAAGACUCGAAUCAAAUCGUUGUAGCUUUCGAGACUUUCUCGAAUCUAAGUAAGGUGUCUAUUCGACCGACUACUGCAAUAUCUCCUAUGAACAGCAUGCACGAGGACAUAGUAACUAGUGCUGAGAGAAAAAGGGUUGCAAUGAUAAUUCUCCCGUUUCAUAAGCACCCGAGACUCGAUGGACAUUUGGAAACAACCCGAGCCGAUCUUAGGCAUGUGAACAGGAGAGUUCUUCAGCAUGCACCAUGUUCGGUUGGCAUAUUAGUUGACCGGGGUCUCGGUGGAGCUGCUCAUAUAUCUUCAAGUAAUGUUGACUUUUCAAUAACUGCCUUAUUCUUCGGUGGCCAUGAUGAUCGCGAAGCGCUUGCUUAUGGGGUCCGCAUAGCCGAGCACCCUGGCAUUAGUUUGGUGGUGGUUCGGUUCAUAGUGGACCCCGAGGUUACCGGGAAAAGUGUCAAGGUGGAAAUGAACGACAACAACACUAGCCCCAAGGCUCGAUCUGAGGAUGAAGAGUUCCUUGCUGAUGUAAAGCACAAGUCUUCCAUAGAUGUCUCAGUAAAAUUCGAGGAGAGGACCGUGAAAGAUGCUCGAGGGACUAUAGAAGCAAUCCGCGAGUACAACCGCUGCAAUCUGUUUCUGGUUGGCAGAAUGCCCGAGGGACAAGUAGUUGUAGCUUUGGAUAAAAAAAGCGACUGUCCAGAAUUGGGGUCUUUGGGGAACUUGUUGACAUCGCCGGAAUUUUCAACUUCAGCAUCGGUGUUGGUGGUGCAGCAGUAUCGGAGCCAGUUACCCCGAGAAUCUCUCAGUUCUUUGAAGGAAGGAGAGUCAUCAGACGGCGAUUGUGAUUCAGAAUAAACGUAGAUUUGCUAGCAAUUCAUCAAGGUUUUUAAGUAUUCAAUGUACAGUAAUAUAUCAAGAAUGAAUUACCAACUAAAGAAAGAACAUUACUAGUACUCAAGGCUUUAUAUACAUGUACUUGUUUCCCUCGGUUUACCUUCUGUUCUGUUACUGUAAAACUGCAAACUCUUCAAGUUAUUUGCUGCUAAAUGGCAUUUGCAUCAAUCUUUUUUGUU
Molecule: messenger RNA, 4430 nt
Organism: Lycium barbarum (goji berry)
Lineage: Eukaryota; Viridiplantae; Streptophyta; Magnoliopsida; Solanales; Solanaceae
Product: cation/H(+) antiporter 18-like
Exons: 3
Coding region: 1801-4212 (803 amino acids)
Biological process (GO): proton transmembrane transport; regulation of pH
Cellular component (GO): membrane; endomembrane system
Molecular function (GO): antiporter activity
Source: RefSeq, a predicted model, not a curated record